Messenger RNA from Vitis vinifera (wine grape), 1422 nucleotides. Its product is annotated as nudix hydrolase 20, chloroplastic. Gene Ontology annotation, molecular function: 8-oxo-dGDP phosphatase activity. The coding region runs from base 80 to 1192 and encodes 370 amino acids. The record is from RefSeq and is a predicted model, not a curated record. The transcript is spliced from 9 exons. Lineage: Eukaryota; Viridiplantae; Streptophyta; Magnoliopsida; Vitales; Vitaceae.
CGUCGUUGCGAAGGGCGUCCAUAAAUGUAUAACAGUCCAAAGGAGUCUCCCAUUCCCGCACUCUCUCCCUCGACGCUCCAUGGCUUGCAAUCACCAUCAACUGCGUCUCUGCCACUCUGUCCGAAGCUCCAUUGCUUCUCUCUCCUCUCCUCUUCUUCCAACUAGACUCACCCUUUCCUCACGCACUUUGGCUUCCACUCCAAUUAGGGUUGGCUCUCCUUCCGUCUCCGCCACUUGUUUCACUUGGGACGACGUCGUUCGAAUCUCCGACUCCCAGUAUUCUUCGCGACACUCGUCCGACCUUCAAGGCUUCUUCGAGAAGAUCAGAGUCUGCAAUCGUGGCUUAGAAAAGCAAUCUGACUUCCUUCCAUUUGUCAUUGAGGACCAAACCGUUGGCUAUAUUCAUAAAGGUUUUUUUGAUGAUCACUUAAAGAGAUUUUCUAAUGUGUUUAUUUUCACCCAAGAUAACUCCCAUAUAAUGCUACACCCAGUACUGAGGACACCCAAUGAAAGGACUAGAGCAGUUGGAGAUGUAGUUAAAUGCUUAGGGGAAGAACUGAUUCCAGGUAUACGGAAGGAGCUAUAUCCUGUUGCAUCAUCCUUUGGGGCACCGGUGUUUUUCUUGCUGGAACGUGCAGCAGCUCCUUAUUUUGGGAUAAAGAGUUAUGGAGUUCACAUGAAUGGCUACACGGAAAGAAACGGGCAGAAAUACUUGUGGAUAGGCAAGAGAAGUCAAGUGAAGCCCACUUAUCCAGGAAUGCUUGAUCAUCUAGUUGCUGGAGGACUGCCUCAUGGGAUAGCCUGUAAGGAGAAUGUUAUGAAGGAAUGUGAAGAGGAAGCAGGAAUCCCCAGAUCAAUGUCUAAAGAAACAUGCUUGACUCACAGAGCUGUACCAGUUGGUGCUGUCUCAUAUGGUGACAUUGAUGGGUAUCGAUACAAGCGAGAUGUUUUAUUUUGUUAUGAUUUAAAACUCCCUGACGAUUUCAUUCCUAAGAACCAAGAUGGAGAAGUGGAGAGCUUCAGAUUGAUCCCUGUGUCACAGGUUGCAGAUGUUGUACGGAGGACACACUUUUUCAAGGCAAAUUGUUCUCUUGUCAUCAUUGAUUUCCUGUUUCGCCAUGGGUAUAUUGGCCCUGAUAGUUUAGGAUACUUGGAGCUACUUCAGAGCUUAAGGAGGGGAGAUUGCUUGUAAACUCGUAAUAUGACACAUUUUCCUUGUCGCAUUUUCUCAAUCUUCCCUUUUUGUUUUUUGUUUCUUUUAACUAUAAUUAUUAUUAUUAUUAUCUUUAAUAAUUGUAGGGAAGCUCAGACAACUUCAGUCACAGAAUCAACAGAGGAACUAUAUGAAAUAUCAGGGAAGUUGAUUGAUAUUAAUUUGUGAAAAUUGCAUCACAGUAAAUAUAACUUUCCUUGUUACCCUCA